GCGCAUGUGCUGCCCCCAAACGCAAAAGGGCAACGUCACGGACACAAAAUGGGAUUCGGCAAGUGGGACAAGGAACUCGGCCUGACAGCCAUUCCUCUGGUGGUCGAUGAGUUUCCGUUUGCCGUGAAGCAAACCACCGAGCCAGGCAGGAUACACACCACAUGGGUCGGCAUUGACAUACACCGCAGUAGAUCUGGUUAG
Molecule: messenger RNA, 201 nt
Organism: Protopolystoma xenopodis
Lineage: Eukaryota; Metazoa; Platyhelminthes; Monogenea; Polystomatidea; Polystomatidae
Source: the annotation of a GenBank genome assembly